AAAGAAUUAUCAAUGAUUUCAGAAAUUAAUUUAUAAGAAAUGCGUAUAACCAGAGUUCUGGUAUAACGUCAUUGUAAUAUUCUAGGGAAUUUUUUUACAUUUGUAGGGACUGACGUGCGUGCGACGUCAGCUGCGAUGAUCUUGAACAUUCUAAUUCACUAGUCAAACGUCAGAAUUGUUGCGACUUUACCGAGCUCUAGCAAAAUAUUGGACAUCUUGUAAAAAAAAAAUAGGAAAAGAGAGAGAGACAGAGUUGCGAAGUCGUCUUCUGCUACCUGCGAGAUAAUGUUAUACCGUUGAAAAAUGACGACGUUUCGAGCAUAUUCCGUAUUGUCGUGCAGGUGGAGCCUUGUCGUCGGGAUCUUGCUGCUGUGCGACAUAUCACGACAUGUGUCGCACGGCGAGGUCACAGCUAACCUAAACACGAACAGAACCGUCACCGAGAAUAAAACCGUGUCCGCGGUGACGGAUGCUCCGACCGUUCCAAAUGUCACAACGAACGUCAACGUAUCACCUGAAUUGACCAGUACGGCGCUAUCUACGAAUAGUACGAGCCACGUCGUCGGUCACAAUGCUACUAGCUCGACCACCACGAAACCAGCGUCAUCACCAGUCCCUUCCGCGAGCACGGCGCAACCUGACAAUGCCGCCAGCCACCAGAUUACCAUCGAUGAGAGAGGCGGCGCGACAUCGUCGAGUCCCAUCGUUGACAGGAACACAACGGAUGUUUCCAUCGUGUCGUCGCAGAGCCCGGAUGCGAUCGCUAACGCGACCAAUGUCACCACGACCACCGUUGCCCCGGCGGAGCCGGUCCUCCCCGACAAGGGCUCCGCCGAGGAGGAGCAUAACAGUUCCAUGUCCAUAUUCUUUGUACUGUGUGUCCUUGCGCUCGGCAUAUUGCUAAUACACCUGAUGCUACAGACUAAUUUCCAGUACCUCCCUGAGUCAGUGGUGAUCGUCUUCCUGGGCGCCGCAAUUGGCAUGAUCAUAAAUCUUAUGUCGCAUCAGAACAUAGCAAACUGGAGGAAGGAAGAGGCCUUCUCACCAACUGCAUUUUUCCUGGUCCUAUUACCACCCAUCAUCUUUGAGUCGGGAUAUAAUCUGCACAAGGGAAACUUCUUUCAGAACAUUGGCAGCAUCAUGGUAUUUGCCAUACUUGGAACAGCUAUUUCCGCAUUUGUCAUCGGCGCCGGGAUAUAUCUGCUAGGUCUGGCGCAAGUGGCGUAUAAGCUCAGCUUCGUCGAAAGCUUCGCGUUCGGGUCGCUGAUAUCUGCGGUAGACCCGGUCGCUACGGUCGCGAUUUUUCACGCUCUGGAUGUUGAUCCGGUUCUGAACAUGUUGGUCUUUGGAGAAUCAAUUUUGAAUGAUGCGAUUUCCAUUGUACUGACCACCUCCGUCCUAGAGUCCAACAACGCGGCGACGACCAGCGAAGCUAUCAUACUUGGCUUGAAUCGGUUCUGCCUCAUGUUCUUUGCGUCAGCGGGAAUCGGCGUGGUAUUCGCAUUGAUAAGCGCGCUACUGUUGAAGCAUGUGGACCUUAGGAAAAAUCCAUCUUUGGAGUUUGGCAUAAUGUUAGUGUUCACAUAUGCCCCAUAUGUUUUAGCAGAAGGCAUACAACUGUCAGGAAUUAUGGCAAUUCUAUUCAACGGAAUAGUCAUGUCGCACUAUACACAUUUCAACUUGUCAACUGUUACACAAAUUACAAUGCAACAGACAAUGCGAACGCUAGCCUUCAUUGCUGAGACUUGCGUCUUUGCAUACUUGGGAUUAGCAUUGUUCAGCUUUAGACAUAGGUUUGAACCAGCAUUAGUUGUUUGGUCUGUGAUCUUGUGUCUGAUCGGAAGAGCCGCCAAUAUUUUUCCAUUGGCCCUGCUAGUUAAUCGCUUCCGCGAGCAUCAAAUUACAAGGAAGAUGAUGUUUAUCAUGUGGUUUAGCGGCCUGCGCGGUGCUAUAUCAUAUGCAUUGUCGCUCCAUUUAGAGUUCAGCGAUGAAACACGUCACGUUAUUAUAACAACGACGCUCAUCAUCGUGUUGUUCACGACCUUGAUAUUCGGUGGAUCCACUAUGCCUCUGCUGAAAUUCUUAAGGGCUGAAAAGAAACAGAAGAGCAACAGCAGGAGAAAGAAAAAGGAUAAGGAAGUUACAUUGAGCAAAACGAGAGAAUGGGGACAAACUAUAGAUUCCGAGCACUUGUCGGAAUUGACGGAGGAAGAAAUGGAAGUAUCCUUCUUGCAAUCGCGGAUUCGCGGUUUUGCGAGAUGGGAUCUAAAAUUUUUUAUUCCAUUCUUUACGAGACGAUUCACGCAGCAGGAGUUGAAAGACUGCAAAUCGCAGAUGACAGAUCUGACGAAUCAAUGGUAUCAGGCUAUUAGGAUUAGUCCAAUAGAAUCGGAUGAUGAGGCGACUACGGCAUCAACCGCACAAUUGAAUUUGAAUGUCACUGGAACAGCUAAGGAGCAACCACACGGAAAAGAGAAAAACGGACGUCCUAGACACGGAGCUGAUGAGGAUUGGUCUGAUUAAAAUCCAACUUGUUCCUACAAGUAUAUUUUCUCCCAUGUGGAUCGUAUUAAUUCUUAUUUCACAAUUUAAUUUUUUAAUCGCGCAAUACUUAUUGAAUUGAUGAAGAUUUAUGCGAUCUGAUAAUGUCGUUAGUAUUAGAAAUGUGUACAAAUAACAGAUUUCUUUAUUUGUGUUAUCUUGUUAUGCGUAUUUAUAAUCAUUCUAAAAUUAAACCUUGUAUGAAAGUAAAAUUAUAACUGAAACAACGAAGUCUGCCACAGCAAAGUAUGAUGAUAGAAUAUUAUAUAGUUUACAGCGUAUUUUACUCAAUUAUAUUUAUAAUAAUUAUGAUAAUUUGUUUCAACAAGUAAUACAUUAUUCGAACAAACUUGAUGAAUUAACGGUGAUAAAUUAAUUUAUAAUAGUAUCUACUUAUUAUUAGGUUCUGUUCUUUUUUUACUUCUUGGAAAGUUCAUUUUUUUCCUUUUCUUUUUCCGUUGAAAAGUAAAAGAAAAAAAAUAAACUGUGUAAGAAGUUCAGCUAAAAAGAGAACAGGUCUAUAAUCUCUUUCACAGGAUUGUAAUCGUAUUUGUAAAAAAAAAUGCGUUAUUAUGCCACAUAUGUGUCAGUACUAGUCAGUAUUUUUAUAAUAUGAAAUUGACUUCUUAUUUGGUCUCGCUAAACAUAUUUCCACAACGUUGAAAGUAUUUUGAUCGGAACAAACAGAAAAUGUGAGAAAUUAAAAAGAUUUGUUUUCUAGUUAUUAACUACCUGCGAUAUUGUGUUUUGCAAAAAGGGAAGAUGUACAUUGUCAUGUGAAUAGUUACGAGUACGUGUUUCGUAUCAUAUCGUUCGUGGGAGGGAUUGCGUUAUCUUACUUCCUUGAGGCCGAGCGUUAACCCAGCGUAUAAAUUUUGUAGCUAGAAACCAGAGCUGGCGGAAGAUACGCGAGCAUGUCCUACGUUCUACCGUUACGAGAAUCGAGUGAUAUAUAAAUGAUAUUGCAUUUGGCAGGCAAUAUAUAGGUUUACAGUAACUAAUGGUGUACACAAGCGGGAAGAUAUAUCAACCGAGUUGCGAGACUAAUUCUGUUCAAGUAUUCUCACUCUCUUCGUCCAUAUUUAGACAAAAACAUGAACAUAUUGUACAUUACACUUUGUACAAUCGUAGUCACAUCCAGGGACAAUAAAGGUGAUAUAAUUUGUGAUAUAAUAAACUGUAAUAAUAAACUCACCUAAGCGAAA
This is a messenger RNA of Solenopsis invicta (red fire ant), 3746 nucleotides long. RefSeq names its product sodium/hydrogen exchanger 8 (gene Nhe1). NCBI's taxonomy places the organism in Eukaryota, Metazoa, Arthropoda, Insecta, Hymenoptera, Formicidae. Gene Ontology annotation, molecular function: sodium:proton antiporter activity. The transcript has 5 exons. Bases 304 to 2523 code for a protein of 739 amino acids. Gene Ontology annotation, cellular component: membrane; Golgi apparatus. The record is from RefSeq and is a predicted model, not a curated record. Gene Ontology annotation, biological process: proton transmembrane transport; sodium ion transport; regulation of pH.